Caenorhabditis angaria is the source of this 1510-nucleotide messenger RNA. The record is from the annotation of a GenBank genome assembly. Lineage: Eukaryota; Metazoa; Nematoda; Chromadorea; Rhabditida; Rhabditidae.
AUGUCGCAAAACGUCGCGAAACUCGAGUUUUUCGACAUUGAAAUUUCGGGAAACAAAUAUGAUUUUUAUCAAAAUGUGGAAAAACUAUAGAUUGUUUUUGUAGAAAAAAACAUAUCAGGGGUUGAAAAAGGAUAUUAAUUUACGAAAAUAGGUAAUAAAAACUUCUGAUUGUGAGAAGGAAUCUUUGUCAAUUGAAAGUAUUUACAAAUAAGCGUAAACAAAUUUUUCCUGUUUGCUUACUGUCAUUUUGAAAUUUUGAUAAACUGGAAGAGGUUUGAAGACAAUAUAAAAAAAAUUCCACAAAUCCCCUACAGAAUUUUGCCUCGUGGAUUUUUUCAGCUUUAAAAACAUUUAUUAAAAAAAAAAAUUUAAAAACAUUUAUAAAAAAAUUUCCAACCCUUAUUUUUUGCAGACCUUCAACUUCAUUUAUUCUCUUCCUCAACUUUUCCAUUUUGUUCCAUGUCCACGUCAUCGAAUGCCAAAAUAUGAUGGAAAAUCGGACACUGUUUCAAUGUCAAAAGCGAUUUUCAAAAAAUCCGAACUCAAAUCGCUUGGAAAAUUGUCACUAUUUAUCUUCAAUUUAGUUGGUCUACUUGAAAAACGAGAAUUUGAAAAAGAUGGAGAAAUGUGAGUUUUUCUUGAUUUCAAUUCUGAUACUAUAGUCUAGUUUAAUUGACAAACAAACCAGCAAAAUUACAAACAUCAAUUUUGUGCGAAUACCACGUGCAGAGUUCCGUAAUACGUUUUUAAUGGUUUUACAAUCAGCUCACCACUGAUAAAAACACAAAACGAUGUUUGAAACAGUAAAAAUAGUUAUCAGAGAAAGUGAACGCAAGGUGCGGUUUUGAAAUGAUUUUUUGAGGGGUACUGUGGUUUUUUUUGAGGCUGGAAAAGAGGAAAAAAUGAAAAAUACAGUAGUCGAACUGCAAGUUUCGAUUGCUGAAUGUUGAACUGUAUUUUUCUCAUCUAAAGAAAAUUGGACGAAGUACAGUAUCCCGAAUUGCAAAAUGUAGCGUUUUGUGAAAUACAGUACCAUGAACUUCAGAUUUUUCUGAACCACAGUACUCACGAGCUGUAAAAACAUCUCAUUUGAAACUUCCCACUUCCACGCAUACAAAAAAUAAAACGAUGAACUUUUUUAAAAUUAUUUUUCCACGUUUUUAUUUCUUCUCGCCUCAAAACGAAUCUAAUUUGAUCUUGAAGUUUAAUAUCUAUCUAUUUCUGGCAUUUAUUAUUUCAUCGUGUAAACAUCUAUUUAUGAGCCUAUUUUAUAGGUUUUUAGUUUUUUCCCAUCAUCGCUGAUAAGAACAAAAAACGAACUUCCUGAUAUUUUUGCAGCUGGAUCGAGAUCAACAAUUUGACAAUCAUUAAUUUGGUGCUGAAAUUCUCCGGGCCAAUGCAUGAAAGUCGAUUGAAUCAAGUUUUGAUGGGAAUUCAGAUUUCUUGCUCAAUCCUGGCUUUCUUCAUCCGAUUUUAUCUUGCUUCACUGUUUUAUGAUGUGGUUAAUUAA